GGGGCGAGGAGGCGGGCGGCAGGUGCUGGCCGCGGGGUGCUGCGCUCUCCUCGCCGCCCCCCUUCCGCUCUGCCCCCCGCGCCGGGCCGCUCGGCGCUGCGCUGACGGGCAGCCCGGGGCCGCCGCCGCCGCCGCCGAGGGGGACCGCCCGCGGGCUCAGGCACUGCCGCCGUACUAAAAAUAUGGGGUCGGAAAACCCAAGUCCACAGAACCCUGGCUGUAAGAUCAUGACCUUUCGUCCCACCCUUGAGGAGUUUCGGGACUUUGGGAAAUACAUUGCUUACAUUGAAUCGCAAGGAGCUCACCGAGCUGGGCUUGCCAAGGUGAUUCCUCCCAAGGAAUGGAAGCCUCGAAAAACCUAUGAUGACAUAGAUGACAUGGUUAUCCCAGCUCCUAUUCAGCAGGUGGUUACUGGACAGUCAGGGUUAUUCACCCAGUAUAAUAUUCAGAAGAAACCUAUGACUGUUGGAGAAUACCGGCGUCUGGCUAAUAGCGAGAAGUAUUGUACUCCACGCCAUCAAGAUUUUGAAGACUUGGAGCGCAAGUACUGGAAGAAUCUCACAUUUGUCUCACCAAUUUAUGGGGCUGAUAUCAGUGGCUCACUAUAUGAUGCAGAUGUGGAAGAAUGGAAUAUUGGCAAUCUGAACACUCUCUUAGACAUGGUGGAACACGAGUGUGGCAUUAUCAUAGAAGGUGUAAACACUCCCUACCUCUACUUUGGGAUGUGGAAGACAACAUUUGCUUGGCAUACAGAGGACAUGGAUCUCUACAGUAUCAACUACUUACAUUUUGGGGAGCCAAAAUCCUGGUAUGCCAUACCUCCAGAGCAUGGCAAGAGAUUGGAACGCCUGGCAAAAGGAUUUUUUCCAGGAAGCUCUCAGGGAUGUGAUGCUUUCCUCCGUCACAAGAUGACCCUCAUUUCACCCUCAAUCUUGAAGAAGUAUGGCAUUCCUUUCGACCGGAUCACCCAGGAAGCUGGAGAGUUUAUGAUCACAUUUCCUUAUGGUUACCAUGCUGGCUUCAAUCAUGGCUUCAACUGUGCUGAGUCUACCAACUUUGCCACUUUGCGAUGGAUUGACUAUGGAAAAAUGGCAACCCAAUGCACUUGCCGCAAAGAUAUGGUGAAGAUUUCCAUGGAUGUCUUCGUGAGGGUUCUGCAACCAGAACGUUACGAUUUGUGGAAACAAGGAAAAGACAUUGCUGUCCUGGACCAUAUGAAACCCACAGCUCUGACGAGCCCAGAACUAGAUGCCUGGAAUGAGACAAAAGCAGAGUUGAAGGCUAAAUUGCUCCGCAGGAUAGGAGAUGAGGAAGAGGACAACAAACACCGGUCUCACAGAAAAAGAAGUCAACCCAGAAGACAUAAAACAGAGGAUCAGAAGUCUCUUGGGGAUGUCAUGGCUAUUGAAACUGCCUUGGAAGAUGUGAAAGUAAAAGAGGAACUGAAAAGGGGGCCAGAUCUAGAGGAAGAGGAGAGAAGCAAAGCGAUUGAGGGAGAAGGUGACAGCAAAGCGAAGGCCCGUCCUCCGAAAGUAAAAGGCGAGAGGAAGAAGAAGCACCUUUUCCAUCAGCACCAGCACCAUCUGCCAGCACCGCAGCCGCCGCCGCUGCCGCCGGCACCGCAGCAGCAGCUGGCCGAGGACGAGGCGCCAGCCGCGCGGCCACCGGCACCCCCGGCGGUACCCACAGCGGCCACGGCAGAGAAGAGCUUGCCCCCAGCUCCUCUGAACAUUAUCCAGCCCUCGGAGGCACCAGUUGAGGAGGAUGACUUUAAACCUCGGCCAAUCAUUCCCAUGCUUUAUGUGGUUCCACGGACCAAAAAGGUGGUGUUUGACAAGGAGCGCAUGUCCUGCCAGCAGGCGUUUGAGCAGUUUGCCACCCAAAAGAGUCCAAGUUGGCGGGAGCAGACGGUCCCUAUGGAAAUCCCUGUGAAGGAGGAGGAGAAUGCAGAAGCAGAAAAUACAGAGAUCACUACAGAGACUGCUUCUGCUUUUUCAAAACUGAAGAUGGAGAUAAAAAAGAGUCGUCGUCAUCCAUUGGGCAAACCACCAACCCGCUCCCCAUUGUCAGUGGUUAAACAGGAGACCUCGAGCGAUGAGGAAACAUUUCCAUUUUCUGGGGAGGAAGAUAUGAGUGACCCAGAGGCUCUGAAGUCUUUACUUUCCCUUCAGUGGAAGAAUAAAGCACAUAAUUUCCCAGCUGAAAGAAAAUUCAAUGCAGCUGCUGCCCUGAGUGAGCCAUACUGUGCUGUCUGUACCCUCUUUUACCCGUAUAACCAGUCCUUACAGAUGGAUAAAGAAGCUGUCCCAGCCUCUGUAGGGGAGACCACCUCUUUCGUCCACCUUUCUAAGUGCGGACAAAAGACCAAGCCUCUGAUCCCAGAGAUGUGCUUUACCUCAAGUGGAGAAAACACUGAGCCCCUUCCUUCAAAUUCAUAUAUCGGAGAAGACGGAACAAGUCCCUUGAUAUCCUGUGCCAAAUGCUGCCUGCAGGUUCAUGCUAGCUGUUACGGAAUUCGUCCAGACUUGGUGAAUGAAAGUUGGUCUUGCUCACGGUGCUCAGCCAAUGCAUGGGCAGCGGAAUGUUGCCUGUGUAAUCUCAGGGGAGGAGCUCUUCAGAUGACCACUGAUGGGCGGUGGAUCCAUAUAAUCUGUGCUAUUGCUGUCCCUGAGGCCCGUUUUCUCAAUGUAAUAGAGCGUCAUCCUGUGGAUAUCAGUGCUAUUCCAGAGCAGAGAUGGAAACUGAAAUGUGUGUACUGUCGGAAACGGAUGAAGAAGGUGUCUGGUGCCUGCAUCCAGUGCUCGUACGAGCACUGCUCCACGUCCUUCCACGUGACCUGCGCACACGCAGCCGGCGUGCCCAUGGAGCCAGAUGACUGGCCCUACGUCGUGUCCAUCACUUGCUUCAAACACAAAGCAGCUAACCAGAAUAUUCAGUUUCGAAGGGAGGUGACACUUGGACAGACUGUGAUCACAAAGAACCGGAAUGGACUCUACUACAGAUGUAAAGUGAUUGGCAUGACAACACAGACUUUUUAUGAAGUAAACUUUGAUGAUGGUUCAUACAGUGACAACGUGUACCCAGAAAGCAUUAUUAGCAGAGACUGCAUCCAAAUGGGACCCCCUCCAGAGGGUGAAUUGGUUCAACUGCAGUGGACAGAUGGAAUCAUCUAUAAGGCCAAGUUUAUUGCAGCCCAGAUCAGUCAGAUUUACCAGGUUGAAUUUGAAGAUGGUUCUCAGCUAAUGGUAAAGCGUGGUGAUAUUUAUACCUUGGAGGAAGAGCUUCCCAAGAGAGUGAAGUCUCGCCUGUCCCUCAGCACUGGGGCCCCUCAGGAAGAUGUAUUUUCGGGAGAUGAAGUGAGAGCAGCCAAACGCCCCCGGCUGGGGAAUUCAAGAAAUCCCGAAGAAUACGGACAAAACCCAGAUUAUUUGGCCUUUAUGGAGAGCCUGUUGCAGACACAGUACCAGCCUGGAACUCAGAGCAACAUGUUUUAACCAGGAUUAAUUAGAAAUUCUAAAUUAACCCUUUUCAAGUCUGCGGAAAAAUAACCAGGAAACUGUGGAAUAGAAGACCAUCCUUGUGCAAUAGCCUGCUGUGAAUUUUGUUCAUCUACUCUUGGUUUGGACUGCAAGAAAAUCCUGUCUGGCUGCACGCUACCUCUACUUUGCCAGACAUUGCUGACCCAUAGAGUAGGGAGCUUGAAAAAAUCUUCAGACAGCAUUUCACAUGGAGACUUUGGAAGAGUUUGUACUAAUGGAGCUUCGUGACUGGCUCCUUUUUAGGAGGCUUGGAAAGGGUUAAAAAUUAAACAAAAUGACUUUUUAAAAUAUGUCAAACUCUUUUGUCUUUAAAGGUGCUAUUACAUUGACUACUGAAGCAGCCUUUGGAAUUGUGUUUUCUGUACAUAGACGUCUCCUUUGUGAAGUUUUCUAUAAAUGAGCAUUAUUAAAAAAAAAAAGGCAAACAAAAAUAGGAAAACAAAAGUUUCCACAAAACAUUUUUCUAGAUUAUGGCUUUAAAACAGAAAAUAAACAACAUCCUCCCCCUUCACCCCCAGAUGAAAUGUGACUAAUAUUACAGCGGGGAGAGAGCAAGCAAGAGCAGAUGUCCUGGAAAGUUCUGGGUUCUUUUUUGUAAAGAAACACUAUCUUCUUUGUAAGCUGGGAAGAUGGGGAAAGAAAUGUUUCACAGCUGGGAUGUUUCUUACCGUUAGUUCUCUUAAAGACAUGUGAUAGAUGUGUGCAUUUCUGCCAUGUCACCAGGAAGGGACUUAAGGAAGAAAUGGCCAGGUUCUGGUCAUUCUUGUCAUCUUCCUUCCCCAUCUUUGCCAUCACAGUUGCUUUCUAGUUUAAAAUCAGCAUGGCUUUCAGUUACAAUAUGCCACUCCGUUUUGGCAAGUGUUCUGUUGCUGCUUCUUGUGUUAGUUCCUUUACGGGCCAUCCCCCUUCCCCACUGCAGACUAGAGCAUCGAGGGGUUGCUCUAGCUCUCUGGUAGGCAUGUCUCCCAUAGGAACCUUUUUCUUUGUCUCCUUGGUUGUUUCGUUUUUGUUGGGGUUUUUUUUUGUUUGUUUGUUCUUUUUUGGUUUGGUUUUGUUUUGUUUUGUUCUUUUUUUUGAGUUGUGCUCCUUACAGUUGUGAGAAUCAUUCCAUGACAGAAGCCUGGGAGGUGUUUGUAUGUUUUUCUUUUAUCUUAUUAAAGAAGAAAUUCCCCAAA
Molecule: messenger RNA, 4714 nt
Organism: Tyto alba (common barn owl)
Lineage: Eukaryota; Metazoa; Chordata; Aves; Strigiformes; Tytonidae
Gene: KDM4B
Product: lysine demethylase 4B
Exons: 23
Coding region: 183-3494 (1103 amino acids)
Biological process (GO): chromatin remodeling
Cellular component (GO): nucleus
Molecular function (GO): histone H3K9 demethylase activity
Source: RefSeq, a predicted model, not a curated record